AUGCAGAUCCCUCUUUAUCAGGAGCAAAGAAAUCUGCGAGAGUGUAAAGCAACAGGAGCAAUGGUCAUAUUUAUAGCCUACGGCAGUAAAGCUAACAAGAAGGUAGAGCCAUCUGCAGACAAAAAUACUUAUAUUCCUACCAGGCAAUGUCCUAAGCCUUCUGGAAUAUUCGAAAACAAAUCUAACUGCAGUACCUUUUACUUGUGUACUAAUGGUGUUCAUCACAAGCAAGAGUGUCCAGGAGGUUUACACUACGAUAGGAAGCGUACCAAAUGCAAUUUUCCCAAAAUUGCUAAAUGCCAAGGAAAGAAAAAAAAGAAGCCACCAGUGACGCCAACAUCUCAAGCUGUUCGUAAACCAAGAAAGAGCAAAUUCUGUCCCAAGCUGGAUGGCAUAUUUCCCAAUGAAAAAAACUGCAGUACUUUCUACUUUUGCGUAGAUGGCACAGCGUACCAGCAAGAAUGCCCACAAGGUUUAGUGUUUGACUCCAAGAAUGUCAAAUGUGACUUUCCCAAAGUUGUAGGUUGUAAACCACCUCCUGGAACUCUCUCUAUUCUUACCUGUCCUGAAGAUUCCGGCCUCUUUCGACAUCCGACUAGUUGUGGAACUUUCUAUUUAUGUAGACAAGGUCGGAGUUACCGUUACGACUGUCCAGUUGGACUUAUAUUUGAUUACAAUCAGAAGAGGUGCGAAUAUCCCAGGAAUGUUAAAUGCCCUGAACAUUACUUAGACAGAAGGAAGCAUUCUCAUUAUUACAUGAAGGUGCGGCAGAUCAAUAUCAUGGAUUAUGUGACAUGACGAUUAGCGUCUUCGAGAUUAGAUUUGCACUUUCUCUUUUGAUUUGCUACGGGAUUC
Stegodyphus dumicola is the source of this 855-nucleotide messenger RNA. Its product is annotated as peritrophin-1-like. Gene Ontology annotation, molecular function: chitin binding. The record is from RefSeq and is a predicted model, not a curated record. NCBI's taxonomy places the organism in Eukaryota, Metazoa, Arthropoda, Arachnida, Araneae, Eresidae. Gene Ontology annotation, cellular component: extracellular region.